This is a messenger RNA of Linum trigynum, 3017 nucleotides long. The record is from the annotation of a GenBank genome assembly. Lineage: Eukaryota; Viridiplantae; Streptophyta; Magnoliopsida; Malpighiales; Linaceae.
UAAUUCAAACUAGUAGUAGUUUGCUCCGUUCCCCUCUUUCCCAAACCAACAAAGGAAGAAAAAAAAAAAAAAAAAAACUCCGUCUGCACAGAAAAAGAGGGAGACCAGAGCGCCAUUCCGCGCUACCCAACACUCUCCCUAAUCCCUUCUUCUUCUAUUCCCUCAGAGUAUCUAGCUGCCAGCGACGGUUCUUCUUUCCAACAGAUUUCGUCAUCGGAAUUCCCCCUAAUCCAUGGCGGAUCUGUACGGCGCAGCUCCAUCUCCUCCUGCUGCCUCAGCCCCGCCGCCGCCGCCUUCCGAGACCGAGGAAAUCUCGUCGUUCCUCCACCAGUUCCUUCACAACACUUCUGCCGCUUCCUCCUCCUCCUCCCCCAAAUUCAUGUUCCACCACCCUCACUUCUCAUCUCCACCGCCGCCUCAUCACCAGCACCACUUCCCACCUCCCCCGGACGCCGCCUUGCCGCUCGAGUUCCGGGAUCGCCACCAUCGGUCCAACUCCGACCCCCCGCUCGGUCCCAACUCCGGCGUCAAUUUCUCCGAUCCCAGCCUCUACUUCGGGAGGGAUUCCCGUGGAAUCGAGAAUGCCGCCGCCACGUCAGCGGCGGGAUCGAAGAAAAGAGGCGUCUCCGUGGAGAACGAUCUCGGCUCUGGCGAUUUCAGCUGCGACAGCGGGGGCGGAGAAGGGUCAGAGAUGCCUGCGGAGACAGGAGGAAAGCCUCGAAGCUCGUCCAAGAGAAGCAGAGCAGCAGAGGUUCACAAUUUGUCCGAAAAGCGGAGGAGAAGCAAGAUCAACGAGAAAAUGAAAGCUUUACAGAACCUGAUACCAAAUUCUAACAAGACGGAUAAGGCAUCGAUGCUGGAUGAAGCAAUUGAAUACUUGAAGCAGCUUCAGCUGCAAGUCCAGAUGUUGACAUUGAGGAACGGAUUAAGCUUACAUCCAAUGUGCUUACCUGGACUACUACAGCCAAUGCAACUGCCACUGACAGGAUUGAGUUUCGAAGAAGGAAAUGGACUGAUGAAUAAUACCACUCCAUUAACCGGUUCCUUCUCUGCAACUGAAGAAACCUCUGCUGCUCAACCUGGUCUUAAUCUUCCUAACCAGUGUACAGGAUCGAGCCAGGCACCGUCUGGAACAAAUAACAAUCCCUCUUCUUCUAAGAACCCUUUUGCCUUUGAGCAGCCGUAUCAUGUUCUUUACGGGUCUCUUAAUGUAACCUCAUCAUCUCCGAAGGAAAUCUGCAGGGAAGGUACAACAGCAGCAGCAGGAGCAUCACAAGUAGAUACGACCGAGCUCUGAAUACCUCUUCGUCAGGGGUUUCGUAGGUGACACCUCUUAAUUAACACUAGCAGCAGGAUCAUCGACCCAACAUUUUCCUUCCUUUCAUUUCUCGGUUCCUUCUCUUGCGCUGAAUAUCAUAGAAGCUGCUGCAACUUUAGUUCUGAAAACUGCUGCUGCUGCUGCUGCUGCUGACGUUUCACAUUUUUUGCCUUUUGAUGUUGUUAUAAAGUUGUAAAAGGGUAUCACAAAUUUGUGAAAGACAACAAGGACAGCCCUUUUGUUAACUUGAAUAGAAAUGCUGCUCUGUUUACCGUUCUUCAAUCACAAAUAGCUCUUGUAGAAAGUUAGCUAGGAAAUUUUCAAGAUUAAUGGAAGGGUUAGUUACAUUGCAUUGAUGAAGCGUCGGUGUGGCAAAGCAGAGCAAUUAUUGGUGGGAGUGGGAGGGAAGGUAGUAAACUUGGGUGAUGGGAUGAGUGACGUUCACUCAAAACGAAAUCAUUUCUUCGACGCAACAACCGGAGAAAAGGCUUCUCUGAAACUUGGACCACUCUUCUUGUAAGAACUAAGAAGGAAGAGCAGGGAGGGAAAAAAUGUAAGGAAAGUUGCAUUCUCAAUACUUUCCGUUACUUUCUUGCACUUAUUCAAUAUUUUAUGGGAUAAUAUAUUUGUAUGAUCCGAAAUUUUCACGUAUUAAAUAUUUUGAACAAUUUUUUUGAUUUAUAACAUUGUGGCCUCAACUAUGCAUUGAAGUUACGAAAUUGGACAAACCUGAGAUUUGAUCGUUAUCUUAGACGGUAAACGCGUUGACUAACAGUCAACGUGCCACGUCAUCGUCCAACCAGCACAAUAAAUGUUAAAAAAUUCAAAAAAGUCACAUAAUCUCUAAUUGUGAAUUUUUUUUUUCCGUUGAAUCAAUUUCCUGUUUAUUAACUUUUAGAGAAGACAUGGUGAUAAAACACCACACCUGAUACAAUGAAGUAGAGAACCAACCCCCUAUUGGUGCUCUCUGAAAACAGCCCAUCAAACCAAAUAAGGUUUCCCAACUACCUUCCACUAGCUACUAUCCAUCCCACUACACAAGUUUUUGGCACACAGUCACUCUACACCAGUCCAAUACUACUGUAAUCACUCAACAAAGAAGGGAAAGCUUCCACAACAAACUUUAACUCACACAACCAUAGCUCCGAAACUAUCCCAGCAGCUCGUGCUUGUUCCCCAUGGCUCUUCGACAUCUCUCCUGCUUAGGGGUGGUAAUCGGUCGGUAACCGGUUAAACCGGUUACCGUUUGAUCGGGUACCGGUAUACCGACCCUCCUAUUGCCUGCGCCGUUUACCGCUACCGAAUAUACUUUGAUACACCGUUCACCGAUUGGGACGGUUUCGGCAUUUGCACCGGUUUCCCGUUUAACCGAAAGGUGACUGGCUACAGAAAUUUUGUGCUACGGACAGAGAAACUAUUGCGGCAACCGGCAAGACUGUACCCUGCUUUUCGAUGGGGCACGAUGGUUGCUUUCACUGACAGAGAAACAAAAGCAAUUGCGCCUACUGUAUUGUCUUCCUUUCGUUUCUUGUUUGGGGAAUUGGGUCCAAACUUCAAUGUCCAGCUGUCCCUCUCUGAGACUCUGAUAACUGAUAACUAAUAAGAAAAUGCCAAACAAAAACACAAAGAAUCAUAUGGUUCUACUUCCACCUGGCUAUGUAUCCAUCUCUAGCUCUGAUAAGAAAGUGCCAAAAAUUGA